This is a messenger RNA of Fusarium graminearum PH-1, 477 nucleotides long. RefSeq lists its product as uncharacterized. Gene Ontology annotation, cellular component: nucleus. The annotation marks the transcript as partial. Gene Ontology annotation, biological process: regulation of transcription by RNA polymerase II. Gene Ontology annotation, molecular function: DNA-binding transcription factor activity, RNA polymerase II-specific; RNA polymerase II cis-regulatory region sequence-specific DNA binding. Lineage: Eukaryota; Fungi; Ascomycota; Sordariomycetes; Hypocreales; Nectriaceae. The record is from RefSeq and is a predicted model, not a curated record. The transcript is spliced from 2 exons.
GGCGCCCAGCCCGUUCCAGACUCUGUUGAUUCUUAUGGAUUUCCUUCUACCCACUCUACCAGUUCUUCCAUCUCUUCAAGUGGCAACUUCAGCUCGUACUACGGCGACUCUGUCUCUGAUUACUCCACCGCUGGCUCUGACAUUGAGUCUGUCUCUUCAAGGACUCUGCCUCGACCUCAGGGCUUGAUGAGCUCCCAGAUCCCCCCUGCUCCCCAGUCCAUGAUGGGGCAGUUCAGCUCCAAGGUGUCUUCCAGUACUCAAAAGAAGCACAAGUGCAAGGUUUGCGACAAGCGAUUCACUCGUCCUAGCUCGCUGCAAACUCACAUGUAUAGCCACACUGGCGAGAAGCCUUUUGCCUGCGAGGUUGAAGGCUGUGGUCGACAUUUCUCUGUAGUUUCCAACCUCCGCCGACACCGAAAGGUUCACCGCGGGGAUGCACGCUCAGAGGCAGGCUCAGAGGACCAUCACUCGGACUAA